GGUGGAUCUUGGCCGGUCUGCCAACCCAAUAAAAUUCCCCCCAUUCUUCUUCAUCCCCUCGCGCCUUUCUGGUUCCUAUCGACGUCCCUCUCGCUCGCUGCUGUCUUCACUGACCAGGCGGAUUCAACCCCGCUGUCAAACAAGGUCUUACCCCGUUCCCUCAGCAUGAAUUAGGUAGAGACAAGGCAUCUUUCCCCAAGUUGACCACGUCUCCGUCCGUUGCGAGCCUUCCGAACGAUGGCCGAACCCACAAAGAUCAGCAUUCUGGGUCGGGAGAGCAUCGUCGCUGAUUUCGGACUCUGGCGCAAUUAUGUCGCCAAGGACCUGAUCAGCGGCCUGGCCUCCACGACCUACGUUCUCAUCACCGACACCAACAUCGGUUCCCUCUACGCCCCCAACUUCCAGAAGGCCUUCGAAGAGGCUGCUGCCGCCGUCUCCCCCAAGCCUCGCUUGCUCAUCUACCAUGUCGCCCCCGGUGAAGUCUCCAAGUCCCGACAGACAAAAGCCGAUAUCGAGGAUUGGAUGUUGAGCCAGAGUCCCCCAUGCGGUCGUGAUACUGUCAUCAUUGCUCUGGGCGGCGGUGUCAUUGGAGACCUGACCGGUUUUGUCGCGGCCACCUACAUGCGCGGCGUCAAGUACGUGCAGGUCCCGACGACCCUCCUCGCCAUGGUGGAUUCUUCCAUUGGUGGAAAGACCGCUAUUGAUACACCAUUGGGUAAGAACCUGAUCGGAGCCAUCUGGCAGCCGUCGAGAAUCUACAUUGACCUGGAAUUCCUGGAGACGCUCCCCGUCAGGGAGUUCAUCAACGGCAUGGCGGAGGUGAUCAAGACCGCCGCCAUCUCCAGCGAGGAGGAAUUCACAGCGCUGGAGGACAACGCGGAGACAAUCCUGACUGCCGUCCGUCGGGUAGUCCAACCCGGCCAGCACCGCUUUGCGGGCAUUGAGGAUAUCCUGAAGGCCCGCAUCUUGGCUUCGGCCCGUCACAAGGCUUACGUCGUCUCUGCGGACGAGCGCGAGGGUGGUCUCCGGAAUCUGCUCAACUGGGGCCACUCUAUUGGACACGCCAUCGAAGCCAUUUUGACCCCUCAGGUUCUCCACGGAGAAUGUGUCGCCAUUGGUAUGGUGAAGGAGGCUGAGCUGGCCCGUCACCUUGGCAUCCUGAAGGGCGUUGCGGUUGCGCGCAUUGUCAAGUGCCUCUCUGCCUAUGGCCUGCCAACCUCCCUGAAGGAUUCGCGGAUCCGGAAGCUCACCGCUGGUAAGCACUGCUCUGUCGACCAGCUGCUCUUCAACAUGGCUCUCGACAAGAAGAACGACGGCCCUAAGAAGAAGAUUGUGCUGCUUUCGGCGAUCGGACGCACCUACGAACCCCGCGCCAGCGUCGUCCCGAAUGAAGAUAUUAGCGUCGUUCUGGCUCCGAGUAUCGAGGUGCACCCGGGCGUUGCCCCCUCCUCAAAGGUCAUCUGUACGCCUCCCGGCUCCAAGAGUAUCUCGAACCGCGCUCUGGUUCUGGCCGCUUUGGGUUCGGGAACCUGCCGCAUCAAGAACCUGCUGCACUCCGACGACACCGAGGUCAUGCUGAACGCUUUGGAGCGUCUGGGCGCUUGCACUUUCUCCUGGGAAGAGGAGGGCGAAGUGCUGGUCGUCAACGGCAAGGGAGGUGACCUUCAGGCUACCUCCACCCCUCUCUACCUGGGCAACGCGGGUACCGCCUCGAGAUUCCUCACCACUGUCGCUACCCUCGCCACUGCCACCAAUGUGGACUCGAACGUCCUUACCGGCAACAACCGCAUGAAGCAGAGACCCAUUGGCGACCUGGUCGACGCCCUCACGGCGAACGGUGCUGCGAUCGAGUACAUGGAGAGAAAGGGCAGUCUUCCCCUGAAGAUUGCGGCCUCUGGUGGUUUCGCUGGUGGCCAGAUCAACCUCGCUGCCAAGGUGUCAUCCCAGUAUGUGUCUUCGUUGCUCAUGUGCGCUCCGUACGCCAAGGAGCCGGUCACCCUCAGGCUGGUGGGUGGCAAGCCCAUUUCUCAGCCGUACAUUGACAUGACCACGGCCAUGAUGAGGUCUUUCGGCAUCGAUGUGCAGAAGUCCACCACGGAGGAGCACACCUACCACAUCCCCCAGGGUCGCUAUGUCAACCCUGCCGAAUAUGUCGUGGAGAGCGAUGCCAGUUCGGCUACGUACCCUCUGGCAAUUGCCGCGAUCACGGGCACCACUUGCACUGUGCCCAACAUCGGCUCCAAGUCUCUCCAGGGUGACGCUCGCUUCGCCGUCGAUGUUCUGCGUCCCAUGGGCUGCACUGUGGAGCAGACCGACAGCUCGACCACCGUUACCGGAGCUCCUGGAGGUGCCCUGCGGCCUCUGCCCAACGUCGACAUGGAGCCUAUGACCGAUGCGUUCCUGACGGCAUCCGUGCUCGCGGCUGUCGCUCGCGGGGAUGGCUCGAACCACACGACUCGCAUCUACGGCAUUGCCAACCAGCGUGUGAAGGAAUGCAACCGGAUCAAGGCCAUGAAGGAUGAACUCGCCAAGUUUGGCGUUAUCUGCCGUGAGCACGAUGAUGGCCUUGAAAUCGACGGUAUCGACCGCGCCAGUCUCCGCCAGCCUGCUGGCGGCAUCUACUGCUAUGACGACCACCGUGUGGCGUUCAGCUUCAGCGUUCUUUCUCUUGUCACCCCUCAGUCGACUCUGAUCUUGGAGAGAGAAUGUGUUGGCAAGACCUGGCCCGGUUGGUGGGACAGUCUGAAGCAGCUCUUCGCCGUGAAGCUUGAGGGUCGGGAGCUGAAGGAGGAUGAGGUCUCCGCUCUUACUCAAGCCGAGAAGUCUAGUGCCUCCGUGUUCAUCAUUGGCAUGCGUGGUGCCGGUAAGACCACCAGUGGACGGUGGGUUGCGAAGACGCUCAACCGCCCAUUCAUUGAUCUCGACACCGAGCUCGAGGCUUCCGAAGGCAUGUCGAUUCCGGAUAUCAUCAAGCACCGUGGAUGGCAAGGCUUCAGGGAUGCCGAGCUCAACCUGUUGCAGCGUACGUUGAAAGAGCGCUCGACUGGCUAUGUCUUCGCUUGCGGUGGCGGCAUCGUGGAGAUCCCCGAGGCCCGGAAGCUGCUCACUGAUUACCACAAGACCAAGGGCAAUGUUCUGCUGAUCAUGCGGGAUAUCAAGGAGGUCAUGGACUUCCUCUCCAUUGACAAGACCCGCCCGGCUUACGUCGAAGACAUGAUGGGCGUGUGGUUGCGCCGGAAGCCGUGGUUCCAGGAGUGCAGCAACAUCCAGUACUACAGCCAGACUGCCACUAACGGACUCGCCCGGGCAUCUGAGGACUUUAGGCGCUUCCUCCGGACUGUGACGGGAGAGGUUGACAGCCUUGACAUCAUCAAGCGCAAAGAGCAUUCCUUCUUUGUGUCGCUGACCUUGCCCAACCUCCGCAGUGCUAGCGAUAUCUUGAAGAAGGUAUGCGUUGGUUCUGAUGCGGUGGAACUCCGUGUCGAUCUCCUGGAAGAUCCUUCAACGGAUGGUGUGAUCCCUUCCGUCGACUACGUCGCCGAGCAGGUGUCUUUCCUCCGCAGCUACGUCUCGCUUCCGGUUAUCUUCACCAUUCGCACUCAGAGUCAGGGUGGUCGCUUCCCUGACGACGCCCACGCCGAGGCCUUGGAGCUCUACCGCCUGGCCAUCCGGUCUGGCCUUGAGUUUGUGGAUCUCGAGAUUGCGUUCCCGGACGAGCUGCUGCGCACCGUCACGGAGCACAAGGGCUAUUCCAGAAUCAUCGCUUCGCACCACGACCCUAAGGGCGAGCUGUCCUGGGGCAACAUGUCGUGGACGAAGUACUACAACCGUGCGCUGGAGUACGGUGAUGUGAUCAAGCUGGUUGGCGUGGCCAAGAGCCUGGACGACAACAACGCUCUGAGGAACUUCAAGAACUGGGCUGCCGAGGCUCAUGAUGUGCCUUUGAUCGCCAUCAACAUGGGCGACAACGGCCAGCUCAGCCGGAUCCUGAACGGCUUCAUGACCCCCGUGUCUCACCCUAGCCUGCCGUUCAAGGCUGCUCCCGGCCAGCUCUCGGCCGCCGAGAUCCGCCGGGGUCUGUCCCUGAUGGGCGAGCUCAAGGCCAAGAAGUUUGCCCUCUUUGGCACUCCCAUCUCUCAGUCUCGCUCCCCCGCUCUCCACAACACCCUGUUCGCGCAGACUGGUCUGCCUCACGAGUACAGCCGCUUGGAGACCGCCCAGGCCGAGGAUGUCAAGGACUUCAUCCGGUCGCCCGACUUCGGCGGUGCCUCGGUCACGAUUCCUCUGAAGCUGGACAUCAUGCCUCUUUUGGAUGAAAUCGCGCCCGACGCGGAGAUCAUCGGUGCUGUGAACACCAUCGUGCCGGUGUCCGGAGGCAAGGGUCAGCCGAAUCGCUUGGUGGGCUGCAACACGGAUUGGCAGGGCAUGACGCUGUCGCUGCGCAACUCGGGCGUGUACGGGUGCAACGGCGAUGCCAGUGCCGUCGUGGUGGGCGGUGGUGGCACGGCCCGCGCGGCCAUCUACGCUCUGCACAACAUGGGCUACUCCCCGAUCUACAUCGUGGGUCGCUCCCCGGCCAAGCUCGAGAGCAUGAUCUCGACGUUCCCCAGCAGCUACAAGAUCCGGAUCGUCGACAGCAUCGACGCGCUGGACACAGUUCCCACGGUGGCGAUUGGCACCAUUCCGGCCGACAAGCCGAUCGAUGCGGGCAUGCGCGAGACGCUGUGCCACAUGUUUGCGCGCGCCCAAGAGGCGGACGCCGAGUUGGUCAAGUCGGUGGAGAAGGUGCCCCGGGUGCUCGUGGAGAUGGCAUACAAGCCGUCGGUGACGACGUUGAUGCAGCUGGCCAGCGACGCGGGCUGGCAUACGGUCCCGGGUCUGGAGGUCCUGGUUGGCCAGGGAUGGUACCAGUUCCAACACUGGACGGGUAUCUCGCCGCUCUACGAAGACGCCAGGGAUGCCGUGAUCGGGUCGCCGGACCCUAACUCUGCUUGAAUUUGAUCCAUUAGAUGAUUAGCCUCAUUUAACCUUCAACGGACGUGUUGAUCAGACUAACUGGUGGAUUGGAU
This is a messenger RNA of Aspergillus ibericus CBS 121593, 5069 nucleotides long. Its product is annotated as pentafunctional protein ARO1. The coding region runs from base 238 to 4995 and encodes 1585 amino acids. Gene Ontology annotation, biological process: aromatic amino acid biosynthetic process; chorismate biosynthetic process. NCBI's taxonomy places the organism in Eukaryota, Fungi, Ascomycota, Eurotiomycetes, Eurotiales, Aspergillaceae. Gene Ontology annotation, molecular function: shikimate 3-dehydrogenase (NADP+) activity; shikimate kinase activity; 3-phosphoshikimate 1-carboxyvinyltransferase activity. The transcript has 4 exons. The record is from RefSeq and is a predicted model, not a curated record. Gene Ontology annotation, cellular component: cytoplasm.